AUGUCAAACCUCAAUUAUAAUCUCUUUACCUUUGCACCAGCUAUUGCGGGCAUUGCAGCACAUCUAGGAUAUUUCAUCCAUGGCGAACAUCACAUGCAAGCUUUCCAAUGGUUCCUCACUACUGUCUUUUCACCUCUGUUUGUCUUCCUCACCAUCCUCAAAUUUGAUAUCACGUCUUCAUAUAUGACGGCUUUAAAACUCACAGCCAUUGUCCUUACCUCGUUCUUCACAUCUUUAACAGGAAGUAUCCUUAUUUAUCGCAUAUUCUUUCAUCCGCUACGCCAUUUUCCAGGACCGUUCGCUGCAAAAUGUUCGAAGUUGACUCAUACGAUGAGAUUAAUUGAGAAGAGUGAUAACUACUUGCAAACACAUGCAUUGCAUGGAGUGUAUGGGGAUAUUGUGAGGAUUGGCCCCAAUGAACUUUCGAUCACUAAACCUGAAGCUGUCCAGGCCUUAAUUGGGCUGGGAUCAAAAUGUAUUAAGAGUCCCUGGUAUGAUGUUGUUGCGCUUCCUCAUACAACUAUGCAUUCGGAACGCGAUCGUGUAACCCAUGAUAAGAGAAGGAAGGUUUGGGAUCGUGGAUUUAGCACGAAGGCCCUACGCAAUUACGAGGGUCGAGUCACAAGCUAUGCGGAUGAAUUGGUUGCUCAGCUUGACGCUUUCCGAGGAAAAGCAGUUAAUGCAACACAUUGGUUUAAUUAUUAUGCCUUCGAUGCUAUAGGCGAUUUAGGAUUUGGGAAACCUUUUGAUAUGUUAAAAACUGGAGAAAAGGUCUCGCCCCAUAAUGCACUCAAAUUAUUGCACGAAGUCCAGGUCCCACUGGGCUUUCUCUCACCCAUUCCCUGGAUUUUCCCUAUCCUCAUCAAGGCUCCAAGGCUUAUGGAUGGCCUCAACGGUUUUAUUAGCUUUUGUUCGAAACAAAUUGAUAUUCGAAGAGUGAAUGAACCAAGCGUUCCCGAUAUUAUGACAUGGUUAAUUGAUGCUCAUAAAAGUGAUCCAGAUCCAGUCCAUAAAGAUCCUAGAUGGUUAUACGGUGACUCACGACUCGUCAUUAUCGCCGGUAGCGACACCACAUCAGCAACCCUCACAUAUCUCUUUUAUCACCUAUGUCUCGAACCUCAUCACAUUGCCAAAUUGAGAGAAGAACUAGAGCCAAUAUUCACUCCAGGAUCCCCGAACGAAUGUAGAGAUAUUCAAUAUGCUCCGUAUCUCAAUGGUGUUAUUAAUGAAACUCUUCGAUUACAUCCAGCUGUACCCAGUGGUUUACUGAGACAAACACCUCCUGAAGGUCUUACAAUUGAUGGAACUUACAUUCCGGGAAAUGUGACCAUAUCAACCCCUACAUGGACAAUGGGUCGUCUAAAAUCCAGCUACCCCUCUCCUCACACCUUCCUCCCAACCCGCUGGUUCCCAGACCCAGAAAAUGCAAAAUUCCUCCUCGAUAAAUCAACAUUCACACCCUUCGGCGCGGGAAAUUACUCGUGUAUUGGAAAACAACUUGCCUUGAUGGAAUUGAGAGCUGUAGUAGCUAGAAUCGUUACGAGGUUUGAUGUGGGGUUUGCAGAGGGAGAAGUGGGGGAGAAGUUGACGGGGAGCGAGUGGGGUAUUGAUGGGAGGGGCGAUGGGGAAGUGGGAGGGAAAGGGAUAGGAUUGAGUGGAAAUCAGGAUACGAGAGAGGUUUUUACGUUUGAAUUGGGGGAUUUGAUGAUGGUUUUUAGGGAGAGGAAAUGCGGAGGUGAGAUUUGGUAG
This is a messenger RNA of Sclerotinia sclerotiorum 1980 UF-70, 1749 nucleotides long. RefSeq lists its product as hypothetical. The coding region runs from base 1 to 1749 and encodes 582 amino acids. The record is from RefSeq and is a predicted model, not a curated record. The transcript is spliced from 8 exons. NCBI's taxonomy places the organism in Eukaryota, Fungi, Ascomycota, Leotiomycetes, Helotiales, Sclerotiniaceae. Gene Ontology annotation, molecular function: monooxygenase activity; oxidoreductase activity, acting on paired donors, with incorporation or reduction of molecular oxygen; heme binding.